Molecule: messenger RNA, 7407 nt
Organism: Drosophila gunungcola (fruit fly)
Lineage: Eukaryota; Metazoa; Arthropoda; Insecta; Diptera; Drosophilidae
Gene: Usp10
Product: nuclear receptor coactivator 6
Exons: 10
Coding region: 489-5207 (1572 amino acids)
Biological process (GO): protein deubiquitination; regulation of autophagy; DNA damage response, signal transduction by p53 class mediator
Cellular component (GO): cytosol; nucleus
Molecular function (GO): cysteine-type endopeptidase activity; cysteine-type deubiquitinase activity
Source: RefSeq, a predicted model, not a curated record
UAUCGCACUGUCAUCGAUGUGCGACAACCCUGGCAGCAGGAAAAGGUUCUUCGGCCGAAACGAAAAAUAAAGAACAAUAAAACGAUUUGUGGGCCCGCAGCAAAAGGGAUCGCCAGCGCCGUGCCAACCGGUGACCUCUCGCCCCCGUGCCCCGUGACCUGUGACUCCGCGAGCGUGCUUGUUUCAGUGUUAAUUUGUUGGAGCACCAAAAUUGGAGCAGGCAGCGUGUAAAAACUUGCGGAAUUAUCGUGGCACCGCGCGGAGAAAGAGAGAGUGAGAAGGGAGAGAGAGAGAGCGAGCAAGAGAAGAGAGCGAUUGCCGCACGCAUAAAAUAUGAUCAAAUUGCAAAAUUGAUUUCAAUUGGCCACUCAACAAAAGCAAACAUCAAGUUCAAUGUUUGGCGCCUGCUGCGACUCUUGAGACUCGUUUAAGCCACAAAUAAUACCAAUCAGGACCUGAGCCAAGUUCCGAACUGAGGCUUUUUGGCCAUGGCGCAGCAAACGCAGCCGCAGCAGCAGGCAGCGCCGCCUACGUCGACGCCGGCCACUACGGCGGCGGGAUCCGGUUCCGGACCAGCAGGUGGAGGAGGUGCAGCAGGAGCUGGUGGCGGAGCAGUCACGCCCGUUUCAACACCCUCGACGCCACAGCCGGCUGGAAACAACAACAACAACAACCUGGUUUCACCCUCCGGGAAUAACAAUCUACUGACGCCCGUCCAGGCCUUCACACCGGCCGGACAGCCCGUGUACAAUCCACCCGUAUACAUGCCCGCCCACGGAGGACAUCCGCACGCCGGAGCCCACUAUCCGGCCAUGAUCCCCGCUCCGACGCCCAGCAGCACUGUCUACGUGAACAACGUCACUGCCAAUGUGAAUCUGCAUGGCUGGCCGCACACAGUGCCCGCCUAUCUGCCGGCUGGAGGUCAGCACCAUUACAUCGGACACGGUGACAUGCCGCAGGAGCAGGGCAACACCGUGAUGCCGCAUAUGCAGCCCUUGCCCAUCAACUUGGCUCCGCAGGGAGGCUCUCCGAAUCCCCACACUCCUGGCAUGGGCGGACAACGGCCGCGGGGACGCGGACGUCAACGUGGAGGCGGUGGACCGCGACGCAAUGACUACCAUGGGCCACGUCAUCUUCAGCAGCCGCAGCAGCAGCAGCUGAUCACUCUACCGCAGCAGCAGCAACUGCCGCCGCCGGACGGAUCUACUCCCGGAAUGCAGCUGCAGACCGACCAGAUGGGUCAGCAGAUGCCGCCGCCCGAGGCGCAUAUGCAGCACCUGCCGCAGUACUACGCCCAUGCUCCACAAGCCUACGCCUAUCCAUAUCCCUCGCCCUACUUUGCGCCACAGCAUGCGAAUCUGCAGCCUCCGCCGAAUCCCACGGCUGCCCAACAGGCCACCGGAUCACCGCUCUUCAUCUCCGGCCCGGUGAUGUACAAUCCGGCGUGGUUUAAUCCCGGCGGAUACAUCUAUCCCAUGAUGCAUCCGGCUGAGUACCAGUACGUGCCGGAAGAUGCUGGCCAGCCUGGUGUGGAUGAGCGGGUUGCCCAGCAGGAUGGAGGAAUGACCCCAAUCUGGCAUACGGCACCCAUGUACGCCGAGGACUUCGAAGUGCUCCAGCAGCAGCAACAACAGCAGCAGCAACAGCAACAGGUGGCACUACAUCCCAAUGGCGGAGUGGCUCAUGUGGGCGACGAGCUCAACCACAACAGCUCCUCGCUGCCCUCGUCGGAAACGUCGAGCAUGCUCAGUCCGAAUUACCCCAUCUACGAUCCCCAGAUGCACGAGAUCCAGCACCAGAUGGGUGUGAUGCAGAUCUUUGAGGAUGGUCAGCUGGCCGCCCUUCAGCCGAUUCACCCAGGAGCAGGUCCUAUGCAGCAGUACGAAGAGGAAAUUGCUGAGUGCGGAGCUCCUCCGCCUGGCGCUAUUCCCGUGGCCUGGACUGCUGCCAUGCCCCUGCCACCGGAAGGCGUCCAGCCAGCUCUGCUGCCCCCGCCGCAUCACAUCUUGCAGCAGACAUCGCCUGUGCUAAUCGAACAGGUUCCUCCGCCGCAGCCCCCAACACCAACUCCUCCUCAACAGCAACAGCAACAGCUACAGCAACAGCAACAUCCGCAUCCGCAUCAGGAGCAAAUGGUUGACAAGAGUUUGAUAAACAACAACAACGAAGUGUUGGCCUUGGAUGAAAAGUUGGCCAACGAGAAGCAGCAGCAAAUUGAAUUGGAGUUCCAUCAGCAACAACAGGAGCAACUGCAGCAGCAGCAGCAGCAGCAAGAACUGCAUCAACAGCAGCUACAACAACAGCAGCAUCAGCAACAGCAGCAACAUCAACAAUUACAGCCGCUUCAAAUCGAAAAACCGCCAACAAAAGUGCCAAACCUUGUAGUAGCUACAGUGGCACCUCAACUGCAACAGCCACCUCCGCAGCAGCAGCAGCAGCAACAGCAUCAACCUGCACCGCAGCAACAUCAGCAGCAGCAAACAUCGCCGGUUGUAGUGCCACAGCAGCAACAACCACAGCAACAGCAGACCAGCUACCAUGAGCAACAUCAGAUGCCGCAGCAGCAGCAACAACAACAACAACAACAGCCGCAGCCUCAGCGCAAGCCACCGCUGCAAUACAAUCAAUCACAGCAGCAACAGGUGCGUCGCAAGUACUCCUCGGAAUACAAUCACCAUCAUCACCAGCACGGCAGCAGCGAUACGGGCAUCCAGACCACCAAGACCAUGUCCUGGACCAAUUCUGCUCAGCACAAGAAGUCCACACAAUCGGUUUCGGUCACCGCUUCGCCCAACAAUGUGAACAACGGAUCGGCAGGAGUGAGUGUUGCUGCCAGUGGCAAAUCAAACUACAGUCACACCACAAAGACGUUCACCAACCAGCAGCACUACCAGCAGCAGCAGCAACACUACCAGAAUCAGAACAGCUACAACAACAACAACAACAACAACAACAGUGGUGGCAGCAGCAGCAAUAAUAGCAGCACCAGCUCGAACAGCAGCAACAAUCAGCCGCAGGUGCGCACCUACGGCACCAUGAAGGUGCCCUCAUCGCCGGUGGCCAGUACAGCUCCCACGCUGGAGCGUAAGAACAGCCAACAGGGAGCAGGCGCCGCACCACCGGCAACAACAGCCGCUGCAACUGCAACGCCUGUGGCAAUCACAACAGCAACUACCUCAACGGCCAGCAUUACGGCUGCCCCAAAUCAAUUCCAACAGGAGACUAGCAACAUAAGUGCACCAGUAGCUGUCCCACAGCGGCAGCAGACUGUAUCGCAGCAACAACAUCAGCCACAGCAACAUGUGCCCACAGCAACAGCAGCAACAGCUCCUCCAACCAAAUCUUACAGCAGCUAUGCCACUAAGAAGCAUCAGAGCUAUGAAACCGUGGCCCUGAGCUCCGUGGUUGCCUCCAGUUCGUCAGCCAACCCGCAACCGCCGCUGAAUCUGGCCCCACCUGCACCACCAGCAUCGCAGAGCAGCAGCGACAGUGCCCAGCUUUCGUGGGCCAGUCUGUUUGCCAGCAACAAGCCCGUGGCCAAGGUGGCGCCCUACGAGGCCAGCAAACCUCUUCAAACGCUGCAACAGCAACAGCAAACACAUCCAGUGCUCCAAUUGGCUCCGCCGCAGCCAGUCCAAGUGGCAGCUGCUGCUCCAGUUCUUCAGCUGGCACCGCCGCCGCAGAGUUUGCCACCUCUGCCCACGGCUCACCAGCAAUCGCAGUUGCCGGCUCCUGUGCCGGCGCCAACCACUCCGCUGUUCACCCCGGGAGCACUCUCCUAUUCGGCGGCCUCUGCCCAGGCUGUUCCUGCGCCCAGUCCCGCCUCCGCUUCUGUCAAGCCCCUGAAGCCGGAACCCCAGCGUCCGGUGCAACAGCACCUGGACGAGUGGACCAACAAGUACGCCGAGUACCUGACGCGCCACAAGACCAACUUGGCGCCGAUCAGUCUGCGUCCGCGGGGACUGACCAACAGGUCCAACUACUGCUACAUAAACUCCAUCCUGCAGGCCCUGCUCGGCUGCUCCCCGUUCUACAACAUGCUGCGCUCCAUUCCCAAACAGGCCGCUGUCUUGAGCGAGGUCAAAACGCCCACUGUGAAUGCAUUGAUGUCUUUUAUGACCAACUUUUCAUCGCUGCCCAGCGGACUGCGCCUGCGCCUGAACAACCUCAACAAGGGAUCCCAAAGCAAGGGCAAGGAUGAGUUUGUGGGCUCCGAUCUGCAGUGCGACAUGGCCUUUGAGCCCACGGAGAUCUAUAAGCUGUGGAACGACAGUCGCGAGGAGCAUGUCGAAGGUCGCCAGGAGGAUGCCGAGGAAUUCCUGGGAUAUGUGCUCAACAAGCUCAAUGAUGAGAUGCUAGAGGUGAUUAAACUGAUUGACAAACCCACCUCCCAGCAAAAUGGCCAGGAACCGCCGGAGCCAGAGGAUGGCGGCGAUGUCUGGCAGAUGAUUUGCAACAAUCGUAACAAGGGAAGUGUCACCCGGCAAACCGACUUUGGACGCACUCCCGUGAGCGAUAUAUUCCGGGGAGAACUGCGUUCUCGGCUACAACGCGAAGGAGAACACUCCACGGAUGUGAUUCAGCCUUUCUUUACGCUUCAACUGAACAUUGAAAAAGCUGCUUCGGUGAAGGAGGCGCUGGAGAUCCUGGUGGGUCGCGAUCAGCUGGAGGGCGUCACCGGCAGCAAGACCAAGCAGGAGGUGGUGGCCUGGCAGCAGAUGACGCUGGAGAAGCUGCCCGUCGUCCUGAUAUUGCAUUUAAAGUACUUUGACUACCGGUCCGAUGGUUGCACAAAGAUCUUGAAGAAGGUGGAGUUCCCCGUGGAAUUGAAGAUUGAUGCCAAAAUCCUCGGCUCGAAGAAGACCUCGCAAAAGCAGCGCGCAUAUCGCCUGUUUGCGGUUGUCUACCACGACGGCAAGGAGGCCUCCAAAGGGCACUACAUCACGGACGUGUUCCACACGGGCUACAGCAGCUGGCUGCGCUACGACGACAGCUCGGUGAAGCCGGUCAGCGAGAAGAACGUACUCCAGCCGCACGCGCCACGGGUGCCUUACCUUCUCUACUACCGCCGCUCCGACACUCUGCCACCGCAGCAGCAGCAGCAACAACAGCAGCAGCAGCAAUCCCAGCAACAGACUACCAACGGCGGCGGAUCGGGAGUGUUGGGCAGCUCCUCAUCAUCAUCGAAUGCCGGGGACAACAAGUGAAGGCCAGGCGUUGUAAAAAUACAUCAGAACUUUAAGUGUUAGGCGAUAGAGAGAGAGCAUAUAUAUUUUUGUGUCAGUGCGAGUCAGUGUGAGCGAGAGUGCGAGUUUCGGUUUUAUAUGCAUAUACUUAUACAUAUACAAAAUAACAAUUAGAUAUAUUCGAGCGGUAUAUAUUUAAGCCCAAAGUCCAAAGCGCAUGUCCGUGUGUAAGAGUGCGAUUGUGUGAGAAAGAAACUUAGCUCUAAGCUAGACUAGAAUUAAGCAACAUGAGCAACAAAACUCGUUGGAACGAAAACUUUGUACAAAGAGUGGGAGGAAGAGAAGCUCUGUAAACUAAACAGCGAGCAAAUCAUCAUAUUAUCAUAGUGCUAAAUCUACAAACUCUUUCAUUUAUCUGAGGCACAAAAAGCUCUCCCAGCCGUUAUAGUCCAUCAUAGUUGUUAGGAAAGAAUUUUUAUUUCGAUAUGUUAUUAUGACAAACGCUUAGAGCUGUAAAUAUACACAAAUAAUCAUAUAUUGUAGUUGAUCAGUUUCGCGGCAUGCAGCAUGCAUUUAAACAAACCAACCCAGCAACAAUAUAUCGAAUGCUUUGAUUAUGCUUUAAAGAAAUUUACAUUUAGAACCAGGGUAUGUUCGACACAAAAAGUAAAUAGGCAGGCAGUGGUGGUCAGAGUAAUAGCUAGAUAAAUCACGAAAUCCAGGAGCCAAAUUGAUUUACUUUGAUGGUCUAUGGUCUAGAAGACCAAAACCAGCUAGAAUCUUCCCUUACUAAAGUCUUAAUUGUUUCAUCGAGUUUUUGCUCAUAUAGAAGUGUAAAAGUUUUUAAUAAUCGGCUAAUUGCAAAAGAAAAUUUAAAGUAAUGAGCAGCAAUAUUAAGGGCUAUUAUUAUGUGGGCCACAACUGUGCGUAUCAUUAUUUCGUACACGUUUAUAAGCAGAUUGUAAUUUAACAGCGCGGUCAUUUUGUAAUUUAUUUUAUAUGUUGUUUAGUUUUACACGCAAUCAGUUAAGCCAGUUAACAAGCAGAUUCAUAUACAUAUUGUUAUUCAUAGUUAGUGAAACUUUUUUUGGAAUUCGUUGUUUGCCUUCAUGAUAUUCGAGUUCUUCUUAACUUGCUUUUCAUAGGUCUAGAGCAUUUAGUUUGUACAUCGUGUUAGAUAAUUCUGUUGGGAUUGAAACGAAAGAUUUGAAAGGGAAAAAUAAUUAAUUGUAAUCGGGUCAGAACUAAAACUAAUCAAUCAUACUAGUUGGUAACUAUCUAACAAACGUAUACACCCAUAUAUAUUUUCUUAAGCUAUAUAAACGCAUAUAUAUUAUUUAUAGAUAUCGUGCCAAUGUUAAAACACCUAAAAAAUUUACAAAAAAAAAAGGAACUUGAAUAAGAAAGCUAAUUACUUGUCAAUGCUUUGUAUAGUCAGCGGCUAAACGAGAAAGGAAUAUAUUCAAUUAAUCUAUUAGGAGUAACAAUCUGUUUGGGGACUUGCUUAAAUUUUCAAUGGCUUUAAAAAUCAAUAAUUUGGGCGUCAAAACUAGGUAAUGGAACAUUGUUUUUCUAUACAAUAUUUUAUUGCAUACUUUUGGACCGCUACAUGCUUUGAUUUCUUGGAGUCUUAAAAUUUUAGAGAUCUCCAUGGAUCAUGGAUAUGCGUGGCAUUCCCACAGGAAAAGUGCUGGCUCUUAAAUGGAUUGUAAUCCCAUAAUCUACUUAAGUGCCAGGACUUGAGUGGUGAGGGGGCAAGCGAAAAAUCUUAAAAUAUUCUUAAGCUAAUCGUAUACUAGAGAAAUGCAUUGACAUAUAUGACGUAUAUUAUGAAUAGGACACAAAAGCGAAACCAUAAAUAUAAAUCUACAUAUAUAUAUAUAUUUUGAUGUUAUACAAAUAUGAACUAAUUGUAAGCCAAAUUAUAGGAAAACAUUUUUAUAGAAUCGUGUACGCGUCUGCGUUUUGCUAGUUACAAAUAGGUUCCUAAAAACUAUACGAAAAAAGUAAAAAAAAAAAAUAAAAAUAACAAUAAUACAACCACAAAACGUAACGAAAUGUUGAAGCAAAGGAAUAUUAAAAAACAAUAAUAAAAAUACUGAUUUAUGUAGUCUAAAGCCAAGCUAAAACCAUAAACACAAAAACUUAACUGAAAACAAACAAACAUACAAAACAUAAAUUUAUAAAUCCAAUUUAUACAAAAACCAAGCAAAACAAAUAA